This is a messenger RNA of Arctia plantaginis, 207 nucleotides long. NCBI's taxonomy places the organism in Eukaryota, Metazoa, Arthropoda, Insecta, Lepidoptera, Erebidae. The record is from the annotation of a GenBank genome assembly.
AUGUCGCAGCAUCCCCUCAGGUGCCUUUACAAUACAGACGUUGACACGCUUCUCUUGUUAAGGCCCAGGCACGCUGCUGGUGCUGCUCUCCCUGCUGGUUUGUCGUGGACAGCUUUUAGCGUAUGUCCCGGUGCGCAUCAGCUGAAACAGAUAGCGGAAGUUUUCCAAGAUGUGACGUCAGCUGGUGUCUUUGGUCUCGCAUUUUGA